Molecule: messenger RNA, 966 nt
Organism: Adineta ricciae
Lineage: Eukaryota; Metazoa; Rotifera; Eurotatoria; Adinetida; Adinetidae
Source: the annotation of a GenBank genome assembly
AUGAAUACGAUUUUUCGACUUAGUAUAGUUCAGCAGCUAUCAGCAACUCCUUCUAUUUAUCAAGUGGACCUGCAACUUACUAAUGGUAAGGAUGAACAACUGAGUAUAUUAACCGAAUAUUUUCAAGAAGAAAUUAACUUUCGUACUAGGUGGCAACAAUCAGGUGCGUUGUUGGUUAAAGUAGGUGAGCUAAAUCAAGCAGAAGAACUCCUCAAUGGACUACUAGAAGAAACAUAUGAUGAACAUGAUCAAGCGUACUAUCAUCAUCAACUUGGAUAUAUCAAAAAUGAGUUGGGUAACUAUGAAAUGGCCCUUUCUCAUUAUGAAAAAGCACGUCCGAUAUACUUGAAAUAUUUCUCUUCCGAUGAUUCUACACUGACUUCAUUUUAUAAUAAUAUGGCUUUGUGGCACCAAGAAGCACUUCAGAUCUCCAAAAGCAUCUUCCCUUCAAAUCAUCCUUUGUUAGCUGUUGCGUAUGAUGGUAUUGGUGAGAUAUACUAUAAACUCGGAUUUUAUUCAGAAGCUAUAAAAUAUCGUCAAGACGCAUAUGAUAUAUAUGUAAAAACUCUUCCUAUAAACCGUCCACUCUUAGCAACUUGUCUUAACAACAUAGGUAUAGUCUAUUGUCACACGGGAAAGUAUACAGAAGCAAUUUCAUAUUAUGAGAAAGUGCUUGACAUGCGACUCAAUACUUUUGAAAAGGCGAUUAUUCGACAGCGCGUCGAUUUACUAAAGCCUUAUAAUACUAUUGGUUUGAUUCAUUAUGAAGAGAAAGUGUACGAACAAGUUAUACAUUAUUUUACGAAAGCAUCCGAAAUGUGUGAAAAAGAAUUUUAUCCAAGUCAUCCAGAUUUAGCCUUAACGUAUAAUAACAUUGCUUUAGUAUACGAUGCCCAGGGUGACUAUUCAGAUGCAGUUCGAUUUCACAACAAAUCACUUGAUAUUCGUCGAAAAGAUUUCGCUUGA